Molecule: messenger RNA, 1002 nt
Organism: Fonsecaea erecta
Lineage: Eukaryota; Fungi; Ascomycota; Eurotiomycetes; Chaetothyriales; Herpotrichiellaceae
Exons: 1
Coding region: 1-1002 (333 amino acids)
Biological process (GO): cytochrome c-heme linkage
Cellular component (GO): mitochondrion
Molecular function (GO): holocytochrome-c synthase activity
Source: RefSeq, a predicted model, not a curated record
AUGGGCUGGUGGAAAGCAGAUCCCGGCCCAGAGCCUCAAGCGACGACACCCGCGGCGUCUUCAAUUCCUCCUCAUGAUCAUCAAUUCAACCACCACCACCCACAGAGUCCCUCGACAGACUCCUCUCCAGCCUGUCCCGUCGACCACAAGACUCGAGAACUAUGGCUUCAGCAGGCCCAGCAGAUGAAAAAUCCACAAUCACAACAAGGAGAAGCACACUCGCGCGCACACUCGCGCGCACACCCGACACAGCCUGGCCUGCCGGCCUCGCAUCCUCCGCUCCCCAGGCCGGCAACGAUAUCCUCUCAAGAAUGCUCCUCAGACCGUAUAUCUCAAGAUUCUAGCCCGGAGGAGACCGUCUCGGGCUACCAACCCGCACGACCCCUCUCACACGGGCGUGUGAUCUCUUCCAUCCCGCGAGCCUUUCCCCAAUCCACCCAAGAACCCUCCCCGACACCGACGACGACAACAACAAACACACCAGCAAACGCCGAGUCCGAGACGGGCGCCUCCGCGAGCGGCAACUGGAUCUACCCGUCGGAGCACCAGUUCUUCCAGGCGGUGAUGCGCAAACAGACGCUGUCGUCGUCGAACCCGACCGACCUGGCCACGUCCAUCUCCGCCAUCAUCCCGAUCCACAACGCCGUCAACGAGCAGGCCUGGGUGCUGAUCAAGCGGUGGGAAAGGGGCACCUCGGACGCGUGCGGCGGGCCCAAACUGCUCUCCUUUCAGGGCCUAGGCGCCGGAGCCAAGUCCCCCAAGGCGAGAUGGAACUCGCUCUGGGGCUACACCGAGCCCUUUGACCGGCACGACUGGGUCGUUCAGCGGUGCGACGGGAGCAAGGUCGAGUACGUCAUUGAUUUCUACCAGGGCAAGGCCCUCGAAGGCAAGACUGGAAAGCAAGGCAAUAACGCCUUGAAUUUCUACCUCGACGUACGGCCAAAGCUAAAUACCGUCGAGGGAUGGAGGAUGAGAGCGGAACAGCUGCUCGGUAUGAGAUGA